This is a messenger RNA of Cinara cedri, 5331 nucleotides long. The record is from the annotation of a GenBank genome assembly. NCBI's taxonomy places the organism in Eukaryota, Metazoa, Arthropoda, Insecta, Hemiptera, Aphididae.
AUGGACACUCUUCCAGAAAUCAGACGGAAAAUGGAUUCUGGAAAUCCCAUCUUAGUUGCUUCUGUAAAUGGUUUAACCACAAAUACCAAAAUAUUAUAAUAGUGGUUUUAAUAUUAUACAUAUUUAACUCAAUAGUAAUAAAAUGUAUAUAAUAUUAAUUUUAUUCCUUUCAGGCAACAGACAAUUUGAUUAAUAUUAUUAAAGCUAAAAUUAAAGGAAUCCGUACAGAUAUGACUAAUGUAAUUAUAACUUUUUACAAAAAAAAAUAAAAACGAUUUAAUUAAAUAUAUUACUAUUUAUUUGAAUGUUAUUAUUUUUACUAUAGAUUACUGAAAUGUUAAUCCUCCAAGAGUAUUGUUGUCAUCCAAAUCCAAUUAUCUGUACUACUGCAUUUCGGGGUUUAUGUGCAUUUUUGGCAACUAAUAAUUAUCAAAAUCAAUUAUUAAUUGACUGGUUAGUCGUCUUAAAUCCACAAAUUAAGUGUAAAACAGGAUUUAUACAAGAAAUAUUUCAAUUAUUAGUAUGUUGGUUGGAAAACGAAACUGUUUAUAGUGAAUACAUCAACACCUUAGUGGAUAUUCUUAUAAAAAUAAUGGAUGAAAAUCUUGAUGAAUGGUCUACAAUUUUAAUUCAUAUGAAAAUCAAUACAAAUUUCGACAAUUUUAGGUAAAUAAAUGGUUACACAUAUCAUUGACCAAUAUGAUCGUAUGGACCAGAAUACAGUUUCAAUUGUUUAUAACUUUAUGUUUACUAUUUUGUUUUAUUCAAUUAUUGUCAAUUUCUUAAAUAUUUUAGUUAUAUAUUCAUAUUUAAAAAAAAAACCAUUCUGGUUCAAUUUUCCAUGCUGAGUACUGAUUUAAUUGUAUAUUAUAUUAUUUAUAACUAUUUCAGGUUUAUUAAGAAUUGGUUAAAAGUUACUAAACGUCUAUUUAAAUUUAUAUUUUUAUCUCAAACACCAAAUCAUUACCGUACUACAUUUAUAAAACUAUUUGUUGAAAUACUCAGUUGUGCAGCUGAUUACGAUUUACUAUUUGAGAUUUAUUCUUGGUUACAGGUGACAAUUAUAAAAUUAAAUUUUUGAUUUCAAUAAUAUUGUUUUUAAAAUUAUUAUUUAUUACAGACCUCUAAUUUGGAUGAUACCCUGUUUGUAUACAAUUUUUUAGAAGAAUUUUGUAUUCAUAUUCCUGAUACACUACACGAAACAAAAUAUAAUUUAUGUUUAUGUGUACUUCAAACAUCAAUUCAAUUUAUUUCAUAUGGUUAUGAUCCAACCCUUGUGUUGCAACACUUGAAUAGUCUUUUAAUCAUAUGUCCAUGUGCUUCAGAUAUUUCAUUAUUAUGUUUCUCUAAAACUUUGAGUUUAUGUUCUUCAAAAUUUGUCAUGAAAAUAUUAAACUUUUGUAAUAUACUAAAACCUAUUUUUUUUAUUUUUAUUUAUUUUUUAGGCUUGAAAGUUAUUCAGAAUUAUGGAUGCCAUAAAAUCAUUGCUCAAACAAUGGUAGUUAGUAUUUUGCAAUGGAAUCGGACCAAAGUAGUAGAUGAUGAAAUAAUGAAUCUUUUCUUGUUAACUAUAAAUUCUGAUUGUAAUAUUAUUUUUAUUUUUAUUUUAUUUUAAUUUAUACAUUUUUAAAUUAAAUAUUUUCAGUAAUAAUAACCAAAUCAUGUUCACAAAAUCAUAAUUUAUUACCAUAUUUAACAACUGAUUCAUUUUUAAUAAUAUCAUACUCGCUUGUAAAGUAAGACACUUUAUUAUUAUUAAUAAAUAUUAAUACUUUAGUGAUAUAAGUAAAUAUAAAUUCACUUCAAAAAUAAUACUUAUUAUAUUUUUCAGACUAUGUAAAGAAUUUAAUGAUAAACAAUUAAUUUCAAAAUGGUUGUCUGAAAUUAAUCAAAUCAGUAGUUUAUUAAAUGAUAGUGAGUUUAAUUUUUUUUUGGCUGGUCUUUACUUAAGUAAAAUGGGUGAUCGUUCUCAACAACAAAUUAUGUUAAAAUUGUUAAAUAAACAAUUUUUGGUGCCAUUAAUUAGCUAUGCUGUGAAUAUAGAAACAAGUUAUCAUAAUAGAUUUGAUUUAAUGAAAGUCAUACCUACGGCGGCUUGCAUACAGGUUGGUUAAUUAUUUUUUAUUUUCGUGUGUAUAUAAUCUAUUCUUAUUUAAAUAAAAAUUAUAAUUUAUUGUUUAAUUUUAACAGAAAGAAUUUAUUAAUUUAGAUAUAAUUAUGUUCUGAAGUUAUUUUAAAAAUAGUACUAAAAUAUUUUCCGAAAGCAAAAAUUUUGAAAUUACAAAUCAAUAAUAUCACUCGAAAUAAUUAUGUUCUUAUUUAUUAAUCUAAAUCUAUUCUUAUAGGAUAACUUGUCAUUGAUCAUAAGUUUUAUAAAACGUUUCGAAAACAGCAAUGAAGAAACUCUUAAUAUAUUGAGCAUUGAUAUGUAUUAUGACUUGUGGCUAACAGAAAUUAGAUGUUAUAGAUUUCUAUUAUAUUGUCUCUCAAAAGAUAAACCCGGAUGGCAAUGGAAUGUUGUAAAAUCAUAUACUAUUCAAAAAAUAGUAAAAUCAAAGUAUAAUUAAUAUUCAAAUUUUAGUUUAAAAUUGUAUUAAAAUUAAAUUUUAGACUUUUGAUCUUACUUUUAUUAAUAUUGUUAUUAUUAUUUCAGUCCAAAUUCUGAUCUAGUAGUUGUAUUGAAACGGAUGCUUGGAUUUUACAUUAAACGUUCUAUGUAUCUGCCAAUGAAAUUAACAUUGCAAUCUUUAGUUGAUUUGUGUAUUAAUGAAUACAUUAAACCAGAGGCCCUUUUAAAAAUCAUUGAUGAAAAUAUUCUUGAUGUUCACCAUCCUUCAGUAAUAUCAAGGUAAAAAUUUUUUUAUCUGUAUCAACUAAUUUUUUUUAUUUUAAUUUUAAAUAUUUUACAGCUACUGUAAUUUACUAACUGUAUCUGCUAAUCAAAUGGUGGAAAAUGAAAAACGCCAUGCAUUUCUUAAAAAGUUAUGGUAUAUGGUAUUGGAUCCAAAUGACAAUACUGUUAAAUGUGCUCUCAAGUAAAUUCUAACCUAUAACUAUUUAAACAAUUAUGGAACUUGAAUUAAAAUGUUUUAGGUCUUUAUCUGACAUAGAUUUAGAGAGUAUGCCACUUCAUGUGUUACCGGUAAAAUUCCAAAGUUUCCCAAAACUCAAAACUCAAUUAGAAGAUUUAGAAAAAAUAGAUUUACUUAAUAGUCCUAUACCAGGUAAAAACUAAAAACUUAACAAGAUUUCUUGUGUCUAACUAUUUAUUUUGUUCUACUUUAGGUGAAUGUUGGGUUAAAUUUCUUCAAACUAUUAACAAAACUUGUCUUAAUGAAGCUCAGCUAAUGUUAUCAGUUUGGCUUAGACAAGAGUUGGAUAAUAAUGUUAUUUCACGAACCCAGUCUGACCGUGUGUAUUUUAAUCAAGUAUAAAUAUUAUGUAUAAUGUUGAUUUAAUUAAUAUUUAAUUACAGAUGAGCCCAAAAAUUUAAAACAUCUCUCAAAUCAUAGUAUUGCUCGAGGAUUAAUGUCAUUUGUUGUCCCAAAACGGAAAAAAAUUUUAGAUACUGAUGAAGUUUGUAAAAUGUCUUGUUUGGCUGUCAUUAAUGGUGCUGAUAAACCAAUGUAUCCGUUUGAUUGGACUUUUUUGGAUAAAUAUUUAAUUGAAGGGCCUCAACAUAAAUUAUGGAAGGAAUCGGUUGUAUUAAUUGCCAAACAAUCGAUAAGAUCCACUUCAGCGUUUCGACUUCUACACAAGUGUUAUGAACAUCGAUCAAACCUUAAUGUAAUAUGAUUACAGGUCAAUGUUUUUUUAAGUAAUAAUAUAAAAGCAUUUUUUUUAUUUCAGAUUCAUGAAAUGAAAUUACUUUUUACAGUUUUAUACAAAGUCUCAAAUAUUCAUUAUCACAUUUCACAAAAGCAAUUUAUGGCAGAUGUUGUAAAUGACAUCUUGAAUAAUAUCAUGAAUGAAACAUAUUUUAACAUUGAUAUAGGUACAAUAUUACUAAAAAUUAAAAUAAACAAUUUGUUUUUAAAAUUUAAUUAAUUUUCUUUUUUAUUUAUAGAUAUUGAUUUGCUAUGCCAUAUUUUAUCUAUAUAUAAACAAAUAUUACAAAGCCCUGAAACACAUAUAGAGAAUGUUUACAUUAUUUGUAAUAUUUUGGAAAAUAUAUGGUGUACUAUACAUUUGGAAAAUAAGGUAUUUGUCCUUGUAAAAUUAUCAAUUUAAUAUUUAAAAAAUGUUUAUAUUUUAGAAAAUUGUUUAUGCAUUUCUUGAUUGCUGCCUAGCAAUGCCUGUGGAAGUGUUGAAAAACAUAAAGCCAUAUCCUGUUCAAGAAUCAAUGCUUGUAAAGUUUAUAAUUCUAAGUUGUGUACAAAAUUUUGUUUCUAGUAAUGUUUCCUUUGAUCAAUUUAAUGAAUGUAUUCAAGCGUGCAGUCAAUUUUCCAAGUAAUUUACUUUUAAAUUAAUUAAUGUUUUGUACUGAUAAAUUUAAAUUCUUUUAGAGGACAUGAUUUUUUGUGCAAUCAAGUUACAGAAAUAUUUAAACUUGACAGUUUUGUUCCAUAUCAUCAACAAUUCAUUGCCAAUUUCAUGAUUUAUCUAGCAGGUUUUACGAAAAAAAAUAAUUCUGUUACAAAAGCAAGUAUAAUUAUGUGUUUAUUUAAAAUAAACAUUAUUUUUAGUAUACAGGUAACAUCAAUUUAACAUAGACCAAGUAAUAUUUUCAAAUGUUUAAAAUUUAAAUCACUAGGAAAAUUUCUUUUUUGAAAACAUUGAUUUCCGUAAAGUUAUACAACAUAUUAUUUUCAAUAUAUUUUUACCUUUACUUAUAUAAUAAUAUUAUAUUAUAAUUGGUAUAGAUAUUUUAAAAGAAAAAUUUAUGUUUUCUGAUGUUCAAAUUAUUGUCUAUUAAGAUUUUAAGCUUUAGAAAAAAAAGUGUUAUUUUUAUUUUUUUUUAAUUUCAGGAUUCAUUUUGUUUAUUGUGCUCAAUUUUUAUUGACCUUAUUAUAACAUUAUCAGGGUAUAAUAGUAUAUCUUUUAAUAAUGACAAAAACUUAAAAUGGGUAGUUUUUCCUCUUGCUUUGGCAACAUUUUCUAAGAACACAUCACAAGUAUGUAAUAUAAUUUUUUAUAGUUUAUUAUUUUAUUUUAUGUUUCAUAACACUGUAUUUCAAGUCUUCUAGAGUUAUUGAAUGGCUUAAAACCAUGAGAACCAUUCAAUGUUUAUCAGAAGAAUAUUCUAAACUGUUUUACUGCUGUUUGGGAGCAUUUAAAAAUGAUAAAUGUUUAAUAGAAUGGACACACAGAAAAAAAAUCAUACUACACUGA